Lytechinus pictus (painted urchin) is the source of this 3628-nucleotide messenger RNA. RefSeq names its product somatostatin receptor type 2-like. NCBI's taxonomy places the organism in Eukaryota, Metazoa, Echinodermata, Echinoidea, Temnopleuroida, Toxopneustidae. The coding region runs from base 52 to 747 and encodes 231 amino acids. The record is from RefSeq and is a predicted model, not a curated record. The transcript has 2 exons. Gene Ontology annotation, biological process: G protein-coupled receptor signaling pathway; cellular response to hormone stimulus. Gene Ontology annotation, cellular component: plasma membrane. Gene Ontology annotation, molecular function: G protein-coupled receptor activity; peptide binding.
UCUCUCAUAUGACAGGUUACGGUCCAGGCAACAUGUCUAACUCUCACCGCAAUGACUAUCGAUCGAUAUUUUCUGAUCGUGCAUGCCGUGCGAUCACGCAACACCAGGACAACUCGCCGAGCUUUACUCAUCAACGUUGGCAUAUGGUUAUUUUCUUUCGUGUUAUACUCUCCAGUGCUGGCGUUCAACAAGACGAUCGUUGAUAAACAUGGUGACGUGUUCUGCUCUCGCAAAUUCCCCUGGGAGCACGGCGACCUCGCAUUCUACUUAUUCAUUGUCCUAGCCACCUAUGGCGUCCCUCUAUCGGUCAUCAUGUUCUGUUAUGUCCAGAUCCUCUAUCAGGUGUGGCACAAGACGUCCGCUGGGACAGAAUCAGCGCAGGCCAACGCGAGGGCGCUUCGACGCAAGAAGAAGAUAACACGAAUGGUGUUCAUCGUCGUCACACUCUUUGCCUUGUGCUGGGCCCCUCUGCACGCAGUCAACAUCGCCAUUAACGUCGACCCUUCAUUCCGGGACGGGUUAAGCAACGAGUUCUACACGUUUUGUCUCUGUCUAGCUUACGCUAAUUCAUGUGUUAAUCCAUUUGUGUAUGCCUUUACUACAACAAGUUUUAAAAAGUACUUCAAAAAGUUCUUUUCAUCUGGAUGGAGUAGUAAGACGCGUGAAAACGUGUCUGUAAGUAUUAGUAUGAAGACAAAAAGUGAACGACUUACGACGUCACAAAUUAAAGAAGAUUCCUCAACCUAGUACACUGUUAAAAAAAUAGGUUGAAUAACACUGCCAUUUGUCGAAGUUGUCAGAAGACCACACCCAAAUGUGUUUUAGUGACACCCGUGCCGUGUAACACAAAGCUUAGCAAUUGAUCACAGUGUUGACUUUACAAUUGAUCAUACACGAUAUUCAAUGCAAUCAGUCAUAGAUAUCGGUCUCAUGAUCAAUCACUAAGUUUCAUGUUACGGGGGCCCUUGAGUCUCGAUGAUACGCGUAUAAUCUUUUUAAUAACAUCUACAGUGCGUAUAUCACGCAAAGUGUUGAAUUUACAUCCACAAAAUUUACACUGGUGUUUAUACAGUAUGCACUUGGUGUGAUCCUCUCUGAUGGUGUAGAUUCAACGACAUUUUUUGCAGUGUAAAUGGUAAAUAUGAACCGUUAAAGCACUCCCCUAAUUGAUCCUCGUAAAGAUAAGAAUGUAUGCCACACUUAAGAUUGAUUACCAUAGAAGACCCAUCGCCUUAUUAGGGUAAUUAAUAUCUAAGGGCCUGAAAGGUAGAUUGAUUAGACCCAUAAAUCCCGGAAUUGCCACAUUAGACACGGCAUGGGUAUCAUCUCCAUCAGUUAGACACGCUAAUAAAAUGUGAGGGGGCGAAGGGGGGGGGGGUGUCUAGCCCAGAGUGUACUGGUGUUCCAACACUAUUUCGCCGAUCAAAUUGCUUUCAAUUCCGAAUGUACUUCUGAAAAAUCUAAUAACAGAAAUUUGCACCGAAUUGCAAAGUAUUGCAUUUGAAAUAAUGUUUCUCCCUGCGCUCAUGCAUGUCAUGCCUGAAAUAAAAAAAUGUCCUGGUUGCAAUGGAGUAGUCGUUUUAUAUUAAUAUUGUUGAGGAUCCACAGAUGCGAAACUAUGCGCUCUUUCUGUUUUAUUACUGUUCAUAUCUAGUGCUAUUAUAUUUUGCUAUUCGGUUUGCUUCGCGUUGACUUCAAAUGGGAGCAUAGUGGUUUAUUGCUAGUUUAUGAUAUCGAUUUUCAUAAAGUUAUCAUUGUAAGUGAUAAGGAUAUUGGUUAAUCGGAAUAUUGGUGAUGGUCGUGGUGGCGAUGAUGAUGAUGAUGAUGAUGAUGAUAGCGACGACGACGACGACGAUGAUGAUAUUGAAAAUGAGGAUGAUUAUGAUUUGAUGACGAUGAUGAUGAUGAUGAUGAUGAUAAUGAUGACGAUGCUGCUGCUGAUGAUGAUGAUAGUGAUAGUGGUGGUUGUGGUGGUGAUGCUGAUGAUAAUGGUGAUGGUGGUGGUAAUGAGGAUGAUGUCGAUGGCGAUGAUGGUGAAGAUGAUUUCUAUGAUGAUGAUGACGAAGACUGUGAUGAUGAUAAUGCGAUGAUGAUUAUGAUGACUGCGGUGCUGAUGGUGAUGGUGAGAAUGGCAAUGCCCUCCUCUAUGCCGGUAAUGCUAUGAUAUAUCGUCUUAAGACGGACAUUGAAUGUUUGAUGUUGAAUAGUAUUGCUUUUCUUGCAUAAAACAGUUUUUAUCAAUAGUCUUAAUAAAAUUCAUAAAAAACAAUUAAUAUAGUUUAUGCUAUCUCUUCCUAUAAUUAUGAUAAUAUAAGAAUAUCACAAAAUCAUAUUUCAAAAAGUAGAGUCUUUAUACAUCUUUGUUCCAUAUAGACGUAACUUGUGAUCCGCCGUCUUACAGUUGACUUUCAGUCCAUCAAACAUAGGAUUUUAAGUUCAGCUGCACGGAACAAAAAAAAAUCACCUCUGCUACCUGUUUUGUUUUUCAUUUUGAUUUAAUCCCUUAUAAGUUCUCUAUACGGACGUUAAGUCCAAUUAUUUUUAUACGAUCUAUUGUCUUCCUUCUCGCGCUUCUUAAAAUGUUAGCCUCGAAGCCAUGUAAAAUCUAGAGUCAUACAUUAAAUGAACAAAAGAGGCCCUAGUAGAGAACCCUGGGGUAAAAAUUCUUCUGAAACUUUUGACCCGAUUGCACACAGGAGUUAUUUUGAACAAGAUUCAGUAAUGCUCACAUGAAUCAAUAGAAUCCAAAAUAACAAAGCAGUAUUGCGCUUUUCCUUUUGACUUUAAAGGUUUAAGGUCAUAAAAAUGGCUUAGUAUUAAGCAGAAAGCUGUUAAGGGAAAGUUACCGAAGAAUAAAAGUUUACUUGCAAGCACACUGCAUAUUUGGAAUGUUAUGCUCGGGUGAGUGUAUAUGUGUAUGUGGGUGAGUUUGCUAAUGUUAGGGUGUCCGUAUAUGAUGUGGGUGUGUUCAUCUGUCUGAGAUUGAUUUGUUGAUGCGAGCAAUGAGUGCGGGUACUGAGAUUUUCGAGCACUUUGUCAAGAGUUGGCAUUGGUUUGGCCGUGAUAUUAAAUAAAGGUGAAACUGAUUCGACAAAGAAAAAAGCGAAAAAGGAAACCAUGAUAAAUAUGAUAAAUGUUAUGUCAAAAUAUUUCGCAAAAAGAUUUUGUUUUACUCAAGACGCCAUUUUCCUUAAGACAUUUUGCCUCAUACGCAAUGUCUGACCCCCUAAUUUUUUUUGCCCAUUACGCCACUGGUAUACGUGUUACGUUAUUAACAUCAUACCAAAGAAUUGUAUUCAGUUUUAAUUUUUCAUUCAGACCGAUUCAAAAUAUACAAUGGGUUCAACGUGACAUUUUAUUUUUUUCAAAAUCAUUAAUUGAUAAGAUAUAUUCAACCCCUUUUGAAGUUGAAGUAGAAGCUUAAAAAUUGUCUUACUAUUGACAUAUUGAGAAAGAAAAAACAUUGGAUGUGCUAAUGUAUUAUAAUUAUAACUGCAAUACAGACUGACAGGACGUAAAAGCGAAGCGAGCGAGUAAAAAAAAAUAAUUUUUAAUGAAAUACGAUGGGUUAUAAAAAAAAAACAAUUGUAUGAAAAUGUGGGGCUGAUAUCCAUUACCACCAACCCCC